Molecule: messenger RNA, 3514 nt
Organism: Brassica napus (rape)
Lineage: Eukaryota; Viridiplantae; Streptophyta; Magnoliopsida; Brassicales; Brassicaceae
Product: pentatricopeptide repeat-containing protein At3g63370, chloroplastic
Exons: 4
Coding region: 1-2913 (970 amino acids)
Biological process (GO): RNA modification
Molecular function (GO): zinc ion binding; protein binding; RNA binding
Source: RefSeq, a predicted model, not a curated record
AUGAGACUAGCCAGCAGAAAUGUCCCCUUCUCCCGUAAUAGUAUUAUUACUAUGUGCUCUGUUUCGGCGAUAUCGAUUUCGUUUCCGACGUGUUCUCGUCUCCAUUGUAGUGUUCCGACAGAGCCAUCAAAAUCUAAUCUCAAGCUGAGCCGAAUUCGGACAAACCCAUCUCUCCAUUGCCACGUCCGAGUCCCUCCUCCUCGGAAUCGGAAGCUCACCUCUUGCGAUGGAGGCCUGAUCGAAGCUUUUCAGCGGCUGGACGGAUCAAUCGAAGCGUACGCCUACGUCCUUGAGCUCUGUGGGAAAAGCAGAGCAAUCUCUCAGGGUCGACAGCUACAUUCGCUCAUUUUCAAGACUUUCCCCGCAAUUGAAUUAGAAUUUUUGGCCGGCAAGCUUGUGUUUAUGUACGGAAAGUGUGGGUCUUUGGAUGAGGCAGAGAAAGUGUUUGAUGAAAUGCGCCACAGAACGGCCUUUGCAUGGAAUGCCAUGAUAGGAGCAUACGUUUCUAAUGGUGAACCUGCUUCAGCUCUCUCUGUCUACCGGAAUAUGCGGUCAUCUGAGGGCGUUCCUGUCCAUCUUCACUCUUUUCCUGUUUUGCUUAAAGCCUGCGCCAACCUUGGAGAUAUCCGGACUGGCACUGAGCUUCAUUCUCUGCUCGUUAAACUUCAGUACCAGUCGACAGAUUUUAUCGUCAAUGCUUUGAUUUCCAUGUAUGCUAAGAAUGGUGACCUAAGCGCAGCAAGGCGGUUGUUCGACGGGUCAGUUGAGAAAGGAGAUGUUGUUCUCUGGAAUUCUAUCAUGUCUUCAUAUUCCACCUCUGGCCAAUCUUUGGACACUCUACAACUUUUCAGAGAUAUGCAGAUGAAUGGCCCUCCCUCCAACACCUACACUAUAGUUUCAGCCCUUACAGCCUGCGAAGGUUUCUCAUUUGCUAAGCUAGGGAAAGAGAUUCACGCUGCUGCCCUUAAAUCAUCUCACUGUUUCCAAGUCUUUGUGUGCAACGCCUUGAUUGCAAUGUAUACGAGGUGCGGUAAAAUGCUCGAGGCGGGAAGGAUCUUUCGUUUGAUGGAUAACCAUGACGUUGUGACAUGGAAUUCUCUGAUUAAGGGAUAUGUUCAGAAUCUCAUGUACAGGGAGGCGUUUGAGUUCUUCUGUGACAUGAUCGCUGCUGGCCACAAACCCGACGAGGUUUCUUUGACCAGUGUCAUUGCAGCAUCAGGAAGAUUAGGCAAUCUGUUGGUUGGAAUGGGAUUGCAUGCUUACGUGAUUAAACAUGGCUGGGAUUCUAAUUUGCAGGUUGGGAACACGUUGAUAGAUAUGUAUUCCAAGUGCAACCACACAAGUUACAUGGGAUGUGUCUUUCUUAUGAUGCAUGAAAAAGAUCUUAUUUCAUGGACUACAGUCAUUGCUGGCUAUGCUCAGAAUGAUUGUCAUGUGGAGGCUUUAGAACUCUUCCGGGAUGUUGCCAAGAAAAGCAUGAAGACUGAUGAAAUGAUGCUGGGAAGCAUCCUUCGAGCUUGUAGUGCGCUAAAGUCCAUGCCCAUUGUCAAAGAAAUUCAUUGUCACAUCUUGAGAAAAGGCUUACUCGAUACUGUGAUACAGAAUGAGUUGAUAGAUGUUUAUGGAAAAUGCGGGAACAUGGGCUAUGCUACUCGAAUAUUUGAAUCAAUCAAAGGUAAAGAUGUUGUCUCUUGGACAAGCAUGGUUUCGUCUAGUUCUCGUAAUGGUAACGGAAACGAGGCUGUUGAACUCUUUCGACGCAUGGUUGAAACUGGUUUGGCAGCUGAUUCUAUAGCAUUGUCGAGUAUACUGUCCGCUGUAGCAAAUUUAUCUGCUCUCAUGAAAGGGAGAGAAAUUCAUGGCUACUUACUCCGUAAGGGCUUUUGCCUAGAGGGGUCCAUCGCAGUUGCUGUUGUUGACAUGUACGCAUGCUGUGGAGAUUUACAGAGUGCAAAUGCGGUGUUUGAUCGAAUAGAAAGGAAAGGUUUGCUGCAAUACACAAGUAUGAUCAAUGCAUACGGGAUGCAUGGCUGGGGAAAAGCAUCUGUUGAGUUGUUUAAUAAAAUGAGGCAGCAAAACGUCUCGCCUGAUCACGUUUCAUUUCUGGCACUUCUUUAUGCGUGCAGCCAUGCAGGUCUGCUUGACGAGGGUAGAAGGUUUCUCAAGAUCAUGGAACAUGAAUAUAAAUUGGAACCAUGGCCUGAACAUUAUGUGUGUCUGGUUGACAUGCUGGGUCGUGCAAAUUGUGUAUUGGAAGCCUUUGAAUUCGUUAAAAUGAUGAAGACAGAACCGACCACAGAAGUGUGGUGUGCACUCCUUGCGGCAUGCCGAUCUCACUCAGAGAAAGAAAUUGGAGAGAUAGCAGCUCAGAGGCUCAUUGAGCUAGAACCUAAGAAUCCAGGAAAUCUUGUGCUUGUAUCUAAUGUCUUUGCUGAACAGGGAAGAUGGGACGAUGUUGCAAACGUGAGGGAGAAAAUGAAAGCAAACGGAUUGGAGAAACACCCUGGAUGUAGUUGGAUUGAGAUUGGCGGCAAGGUUCAUAGGUUUAUAGCAAGAGAUAAGUCUCAUCCAGAGACCAAAGUGAUAUAUGAGAAAUUGUCCGAGGUUACUAGGAAAUUGGAGAGGGAAGCAGGUUAUCGAGCCAAUACAAAGUACGUUCUGCAUAACGUAGACGAAGGGGUGAAGGUUCAGAUGCUGCAUGGACACAGUGAGAGGCUAGCAAUUGCUUAUGGUCUACUCAGAACACCUGACAGAGCCUGUCUUCGGAUCACAAAAAAUUUACGUGUCUGUAGUGAUUGCCAUACUUUUUGUAAGCUGGUCUCUAAGUUAUUUAGGCGAGACAUUGUGAUGAGGGAUGCCAAUAGAUUUCAUCAUUUUGAAAGUGGACUGUGUUCUUGCGGAGAUUCUUGGUGAUCAAAGCGUGACAAUGCAUAUGUUCAUCAAUCCAGAGUCCAGACAGAAAUUAUUAUGUUAUUAGCUUCACAAGGUUUGGAUAUGGUCAUUUGCCUGUGUCAAAAAUAUACAAGUGAAGUCGUCAUCAUAGAAGUGUUUUGCACCAUCAUAGGGGAAGAGAGAGAUUGCAAGGGAAUUCAAAGUAAGAGACAAGGUGGAAACCUGAAAAAGGGGAAAAAAAUUAAAGGAAGAGCGCAAACAUAGGAGGGUGGUUAAUGCAAGCAUGGACCUUGGCGAAAAAUUCUUCAAGGAGUACAUAAGAAACGGUCAAGAUUUAAAAUAAGGUAAUUUGAAGAUCAAAUCCACAAGGGAAUAAGUGAAGCUGCCAGCAUGAUCUAUCUUUGGUUAAGAAAUGAAUGUGGAAACAUGUUGUUUAAACCCAGGCUAGGUCAUGUCUGACAGCUUCACUCCUUCCUGGUCUAGGACUAUCCACUGAUGAAACAUUACACAUGCCGACUGAAAGAAAGUUAGAAGUCCCAAACGCACACAGGGUUCUACUACAUGAAAUCGCUUAGUUUGAAAGAACUUGGAAGUCAGCGACCCUGACCUUGCGCUCAUCGGC